Molecule: messenger RNA, 183 nt
Organism: Clonostachys rhizophaga
Lineage: Eukaryota; Fungi; Ascomycota; Sordariomycetes; Hypocreales; Bionectriaceae
Source: the annotation of a GenBank genome assembly
AUGUACGGUGCCGAGAUGGUCUUCUCAAAACCUAGGGAUCAAGAGUAUAUGGAUUGUUACCAAAGGAAAAGAAGUGUGCACGAAAGCAGCCCAGUUACGGGAACUCCAGACUCUGAGGCAUCCACUGAGGAGCAAAAGGUGCAGUCUAAGGUUCACCUUGAACCCUCUGCGCCCUCAGUAUAA